Messenger RNA from Acanthaster planci (crown-of-thorns starfish), 2775 nucleotides. RefSeq lists its product as uncharacterized. The record is from RefSeq and is a predicted model, not a curated record. NCBI's taxonomy places the organism in Eukaryota, Metazoa, Echinodermata, Asteroidea, Valvatida, Acanthasteridae.
AUAUGCUGAAGUUGUCCAUUUCACCGCGUUUGUCACGUACACGACAAUAAUAAUAUCGCGUUAGUUCCUGGUCCUGGGCAAUCUGGCCUAUAUAAGGAGGCGAAACAGAAUUGCAUAUUAUGCUGCUUUCGAGUCCUAUUACAGCAUUCUUAAAACUCUUCAGCACGAUAUCUGGCAAACACACUCGAUCGCCAUAUUAAGCAGAAUUCAACCACUGAGAUCGCCAUGCACGGAAUUCUUGGUGUCAUACUAGCUGUUGUGAUCGUGAUCGCCUGGGCCCAGCAUUGCUCGGAGCGGCCAGGGGGCUGCUGCCCCGGCCGUAACGAUGAGUGCGCGCCCCCCGGAGCGUUCUGUUUCUGCGAUGACUACUGUCGUGAGGCGUCCGAUUGCUGCUCGGAUUUCCCUAGCGGUUGCAAUUGCAGUUUAGACGUCAAGAGGCUGGCCUGCGAGGUCCAGAGUAACAGCCAUAUUACUCUGCUUACCGUCAACCCCUCCGGGGUCAAUGAUGGAGCGGAUGCCAAAUCCAACAUCCAGGACACUUGCAACGGUGGGAAAGCUCGCAGGUCAAGCUACUGUUGUAAAGCGGGAUGCUCACCUGGAGGCUCGAUCUGUCUGAGUGAAAAGGUGUUGCAAUACGUACUUGCGCUGGCGAACGAGACCCACAGCAUUCAGGUCAAUUCCCUUGCCGGUGCUUGUCACUCCAACACAUCUCACCACUAUCAGGGUACCGCAGUGGACCUACAGGUCUUUGACGAGUCCUCACACACUGCCUGGAUGGAUAAGUGUGGAGACAUGGAGGCUGUGGAGAACUUAGGUCCGGGCAACCCCGGCCAUAGCUCACACACCCACUGCGCCUUCUAAGGUUAGUUGCGCGAUCCCCGCGCAAUUGCUGAGAUGUUUGCGAUGCAGUUCUUUUUUGCCCUUUGGGCAACUGGCUUUACCGCAGCAAUCAAGUUUGCUUUAGUGUUUUUUGUGAGAGUGUACUCGCGGAAUCUGGCUAUUUUUCACGAUCGCUCUAAGCCUUAUACACUAGUUAUAGUUGUGUUUACGCCACAACUAGUGGCAAUACCCCAGACUACUGACUUUCAUUGGCGUAAAUAUACCCCUCCCCCACUUUCCUGGUGAGCAAAUAAUUAAAGCAGAUUGUAAAUACUUUUUCAGACCUCCCAACGACAAUAAAAUGCGUUCAAUGUCACUUAAAAAAGGGAAAACAAUUUUAAAAGCCAUAAAUACGCAUUUCUGAAUACAAAUUAGAGAUGUACAUCAACAUCAUGAACAUCUACCUCUACAUAGAGUCAUAUGGUGUCAUCCCUCCCCUGCUUUUCAGAUUCAUGGCCGUGAAAGUCAUCCCCCCUUUCUCCAUUGCACCCCCAUCCCCCAAAUUUUCGGCACGGAUUUACGCCUCACUCCGACUUGCACAGUCCAAUUACAUGCUACGGCGGAGAUCGGGGGAGGGGAUAUUCCUCCCCCACGCACUUUUUGACCGGGGGAUUACCAAUAUAAUCGUGUCCCCCACUUUUCGAGUUGCUGAAAGUUUUGCACACCCGUAGCCUCCCCUAAUCGAAGUGGGACAUUUUACCCUGCUGUAUCACUCUCUGCGGAAGGAUGACCUUUCAGAAAUCAUACCCCUACGUGCAACAAAAAAUCUCAGCCCAUGAUUACACGAUGGAACAGCUUCAACACCGACAAAGUUGAUCCAAACAUCAUGGGGUAACUUGACAGGUACCAAAACGUCAAAAAAGCUAAGACAACGCCCUCCAAGGCGUUUUGGACUUACAUCAAAUUAAAACUUAUUUCCUCUUCAUUCGUUAUGUAUUCAACAUUUUCGUGAGUAUUGACCUCUUAAAAGGGUUAACUGGAGGAGUUUGUAUCCAAACAUAAAACUCACUAAAUAGGAGUCCUGAACAAUUGGCGCAUGGCCAUUACUGACGCCCGUUGCAGGUUUGAGCCACUUUGAAUACCCCACUUUUGUCUACAUAUCACAGUUGAUCCUUUAUUUUCACGAGCCCUCCAGUUUCAAGUGCCACAAGAUGUUUUAAUAGCAGAGCAUUUGGUCCACAGGCGUAGUUGUGACUCCCAACUUUGCCUAGUGCAGUUCGGAUGACUGUCAUAAUUAUAGCUGGGGUGUGACGCAUCACCUAUUCAAACAGUUUUGGUUUAUAAACAUGGAGGUCACAUACUUCUUCAUGGUAACAGCCACAGUUUUCGAAAGACGUUGUGUGCUAGUAAUGAUAGAUACGAGCGGUGUUUAUUUAAGAUCUUUAUAGUUAUAGGCUUAAAAUUUUUACUUUAAUUUUACGUACAUUUUCUGUACGUCGGCGAAUGAAAACCUGCAUUCCCAAACUAAUAUGUUUGUAGGCUUUCUGUUUUUUUUUACCUUUAUAUGUACUGUUUACUGGUUUUGACGACCUUUUUAAGUCGUAACGGUCCUCCAGUUGCGAAUGCUGACAUCAUAACCCGGAAAAAACAUCUAGAAACCAUAUACGUGAUUUUUUUUUCUUUGAGGUAUUGCAUAUACAUGCAGUUUAACCAGUCAAUGAGACUUAAUCGCGCGUACGAUAUCACUCAACCGAUCUUUCUAUAUGUAUCUGUUUAAGUAGUUUUACAGAAAACGUGUUAAUUAUUUCAUUUGUUUUUAUUUAUCGUUGUUUUUUGGACUCUUGCCAGUGACGUGUUGAAGAAUAGUAAUGGCACCUCUCUUUUCUUCAGUACAAAAGUGACUAUAUUUCCAGGUAAAGUUCAUCAAGUGGUGAUUAUACGUAAUGGAAGAGACAU